AUGUGGUCUUUUCUGCCCACAGAUUUAAAAAAGAUCGCUCAUAAUAUCAUUAAGGAUUCCGAUUACUUCAUUGACUUCUUGGGAAAGGUUGAGCGGGAUUUAUUAGGGGGCGACGGGGUGUACGCCGGGGAUGAGUUCACACCAGAAGCGAAGGCGACGCCAAUCCCACGCGAGACCUUGCUAAGCUUUCAGAAUGACGACCACACGUACUGCGAGGCCAUCCGUGAGGGGGAGCUCGAGGCUUUUCUGGCGUGGAUGCAACACAGCCCUCUGAGCAGUCGCCUUUCGGAGCGAUCCGAGGCUGCCGCCGCGGCUGGGGAUCCGAUCGACAUGGAUAGUUCGUCGAAUUCCGUCAAUCUAGUGAAUACCUAUCGUCAGCGGUUGUUAGACUCCAGUGAUACGGUGUUGGAGAAGUACGCGCGGUGGGUGAAAGGGGAGAUUGAUUCACCAAGAGAUUCGUAUCGAGUUUGUUCGCAAGCGACUAAUAGUGAUUCGGCGGCGGUUGCGACUAAAGAGGAAGGGGAGCGAGGUCGAAGCCCCUCCACGACGGCAGCGCCUCCGGGGGCGGACGGGAACUCCCCUCUUCCACGCCGAGCCUCAGCGUCCGGCGACGAUGCCACCACACCGCCCUGCCUUCUGAGCGACGCUCAAUUUUUCGAUCGCUACUUCUUCCGCCUCGCGCAGCUCCGUUUGUUGCUUUUAAAGGAAGCUCAACAGAAGGCAAAGGACGAGCUCGCCGCCGCGGAGGUUUCCGCGGACGCCACCAACGCUCAAUCCGACGUCGCCGAGUUGGCGGGAGCGGGAUCGGAGAAAAAGCCCGAGGACCCCUCCGUUCUUCGUUACGCGCAUCUGAUGAUGAACGCGGCGAAUACGCUCGCAACGAACAUCGACUCCAUUUUUAACAACAACGACGACAACGACGACGAAGAUAGCGGUGUUCUUCAUGGGGGGUCGACGAUAUCUUCCACGGCGUCCGACGGGAACGAUGCGCAGACGAAGGUGGCGUCGCUCGAGCAGCUAGUAUGCGAGCUGCAGGAGGAAUUGCACCAUGAACGGAUGCGCGUGCGGGAGCUGACGGAUCUCUUGAUCAGUCAUCAUAUCGAGGUGCCGUCAUUCACGGCGAGCGAACCCCAUCACACGCCGAGUGAAUCUGCGCCAUCACCGUCAGUGGGGGAAAUUAAAGAAACGGAAGAUCAACCUUUACUGCCAAAUCGAUCAAAAAAGGGAAAAAUGUCGCAUCCAGGCAGUAAAUCUGAGCUCAAUUCCGAGGUAUCUGGGAGCGGGUGGGAGCAAAUCAAUGAGUGCGAGAAAUGA
Messenger RNA from Phytomonas sp. EM1, 1314 nucleotides. The record is from the annotation of a GenBank genome assembly. NCBI's taxonomy places the organism in Eukaryota, Euglenozoa, Kinetoplastea, Trypanosomatida, Trypanosomatidae.